This is a messenger RNA of Closterium sp. Naga37s-1, 1440 nucleotides long. The record is from the annotation of a GenBank genome assembly. NCBI's taxonomy places the organism in Eukaryota, Viridiplantae, Streptophyta, Zygnematophyceae, Desmidiales, Closteriaceae.
AUGGUCCGGUCGAUCUGGUUCCCGACCCGGUACCCCACCCGGUUGGCCCGGUUGGUCCGACUCCCCACACGGUCGGUUCGGCGCCCCGUGCGGAUGAGCCGGAUGAUCCGGUUCCCCAUCCGGAUGGUCCGGUCGAUCCGGUUCCCGACCCGGUACCCCACCCGGUUCCCCACCCGGAUGGUCCGGCUUCCUACCCUAGACCCGAUCGGUCCGGUUCCCUUCCCGGAUGACCCGGAUGAUCCGGUUCCCCGGUCGGAUGGUCCGGUUGAACCGGUUCCCGACCCGGUACCCCACCCGGUUGGCCCGGUUGGUCCGACUCCCCACACGGUCGGUUCGGCGCCCCGUGCGGAUGAGCCGGAUGAUCCGGUUCCCCAUCCGGAUGGUCCGAUCGAUCCGGUUCCUGACCCGGUACCCCACCCGGUUGGCCCGGUUGGUCCGACUCCCCACACGGUCGGUUCGGCACCCCGGUUCCCCAUCCGGAUGGUCCGGUCGAUCCGCCAGGACCCGACCCGGUUCCCCACCCGGAUGGUCCGGCUUCCUACCCUAGACCCGGUCGGUCCGGUUCCCUUCCCGGAUGACCCGGAUGAUCCGGUUCCCCGGUCGGAUGGUCCGGUUGAUCCGGUUCCCGACCCGGUACCCCACCCGGUUGGCCCGGUUGGUCCGACUCCCCACACGGUCGGUUCGGCGCCCCAUGCGGAUGACCUGGAUGAUCCGGUUCCCCAUCCGGAUGGUCCGGUCGAUCCGGUUCCUGACCCGGUACCCCACCCGGUUGGCCCGGUUGGUCCGACUCCCCACACGGUCGGUUCGGCACCCCGGUUCCCCAUCCGGAUGGUCCGGUCGAUCCGCCGGGACCCGACCCGGUUCCCCACCCGGAUGUUCCGGCUUCUUACCCUAGACCCGGUCGGUCCGGUUCCCGACCCGGUACCCGACCCGGUACCCCACCCGGUUGGCCCGGUUGGUCCGACUCCCCACACGGUCGGUUCGGCGCCCCGUGCGGAUGACCUGGAUGAUCCGGUUCCCCGGUCGGAUGGUCCGGUUGAUCCGGUUCCCGACCCGGUACCCCACCUGGUUGGCCCGUUUGGUCCGACUCCCCACACGGUCGGUUCGGCACCCCGGUUCCCCAUCCGGAUGGUCCGCCUAGAUCCGGUUCCCUUCCCGGAUGACCCGGAUGAUCCGGUUCCCCGUCCGGAUGGUCCGGUUGAUCCGGUUCCCGACCCGGUACCCCACCCGGUUGGCCCGGUUGGUCCGACUCCCCACACGGACGGUUCGGCACCCCAUGCGGAUGAUCCGGAUGAUCCGGUUCCCCAUCCGGUUGGUCCGGUCGAUCCGGUUCCCGACCCAGUACUCGACCCGGUUCCCCACCCGGAUGGUCCCGCUUCCUACCCUAGACCCGGUACCCGACCCGGUUCCCCACCCGGAUGGUCCGGCUUCCUACCCUAG